Messenger RNA from Solanum lycopersicum (tomato), 1077 nucleotides. The record is from RefSeq and is a predicted model, not a curated record. Lineage: Eukaryota; Viridiplantae; Streptophyta; Magnoliopsida; Solanales; Solanaceae.
AUGGCCGAUUCAAUAGUGAAGAGGCCCAUUGGGAUACUCGAUGAUGUGUUCGUGAAAGUGGAGUUCUUUAUAGUUUUUGAUGAUUUUAUGAUUCUUGACUUUGAGGUAGACUUUGAGGUCCCUAUUAUUCUUGGUAGGCCAUGCAUUGACACUGGUCAAGCCUUGGAUGAGAGUAUGUCUAAAGUGCAUAUCGAAGAACGCCCAGGUGUUGAGGCACUAGAAGUAGUGAUCAUUAAUUUUAAAAGUGAUAUUGUUGAGGAGUAUGGGUCUUUCAUUGCAACACUUGAAUCAAAUGAAUAUCGAUCAAAAACAAAAAAAUUGGAGUUUGAUGUGAAGCAUCACGAGUCUACACUAGCGAGACACUCUAUUGAGAAGGCUCUAAAAUUGGAGCCUAAGGAUGAAGCUAUGCGAGAAUUGGGUGAAAAGACCGAAAUUAAUGAUACCUUCUCUGAUAAUCAUGAUUUGGCCGCUUCUCAUCAUUUGAUUCCAUGGUUCACUGAUUUUGCGAAUUAUUUGGCUAGUGAUAUAGUCCCAUCAAACUUAUCAUUCCAUCAGAGGAAGAAGUUUAUGCAUGAUGUUAAAAAGUUAUUUUGGGAUGAGUCUUACUUAUACUGUAGUUGUGCUAAUGGGAAUAUUCGUCGUUGUGUGACCGAAGUUGAGACGUUAACUGUUUUGGAGGGGGAUUUAUUAUGCUCUUUGGCCUAUCGGGCUUCAUACAAGUCUCCCAUAUUUAUGUCUCCAUACAGACUUGUAUAUGGCAAGGGUUGUCAAUUGCCAGUCGAGUUAGAGAACAAAGCCAUGUGGGCAAUCUUGAAACUAAAGAUAGAAUGGAGUGAAGCAGUGGAACAAAUACUUAAUGGGUUAAAUUAUCUUGAUGAGUUUUGCCUCAAAGCGUAUGAAAUUUCAGCCAUCUACAAAGAGAAGAUAAAGAAGUACAACGACAAAAAGAUUGAAAAGCGAGAAUUUGCGGUUGGGGACUUGGUACUUCUAUUUAACUCUAGGCUACGCUUGUUUCCAGGAAAACUUAAAUCCAAGUGGACGGGACCAUUCCUUAUCACUAAAGUGUUUCCACAUUGA